AAUGAGCACCUCCGGCAGCCGAGCGCAGCCGGAGAAAAAACCCCGAUGAUCUAGUGCUGAUCCCGCGCCGCGACCAUGUCGGUGGCCUUCGCGUCCGCCCGGCCGAGAGGCAAAGGGGAGGUCACGCAGCAAACCAUCCAGAAGAUGCUGGACGAGAACCACCACCUGAUACAAUGCAUCCUGGACUACCAGAGCAAGGGCAAGACGGCCGAGUGCACACAGUACCAGCAGAUCCUGCACCGGAACCUGGUCUACCUGGCCACGAUUGCGGACUCCAACCAGAACAUGCAGUCUCUGCUCCCCGCCCCGCCCACCCAGAACAUGAACCUGGGCCCCGGAGCGCUGUCCCAGAGCGGCUCCGGCCAGGGCCUGCACUCCCAAGGCAGCCUCAGUGAUGCCAUCGGCUCGGGCCUGCCCCCGUCCUCCCUCAUGCAGGGUCAGAUCGGCAAUGGCCCGAACCACGUGCCCAUGCAGCAGACGGCACAGAGCACGCUGCCCACGGCCUCCCUGAGCGUGUCAGGCAGCGGCCACGGCUCGGGGCCCGGCUACAGCCACUCAGGCCCCGCCUCGCAGAGCGUGCCCCUACAGGGCCAAGGCGCCAUCAGCAACUACGUGUCUCGGGCCAACAUCAACAUGCAGUCCAACCCAGUGUCCAUGAUGCACCAGCAGGCAGCCUCGUCCCACUACAACUCGGCGCAGGGCGGGAGCCAGCACUACCAGGGCCAGUCGUCCAUUGCCAUGAUGGGCCCGAGCGGCCAGGGGGGCAGCGUGAUGGGGCAGCGGCCCAUGGCACCCUACCGGCCCUCCCAGCAAGGCUCGUCCCAGCAGUACCUGGGCCAGGAGGACUACUACGGCGGUGAGCAGUACGGCCACAGCCAGGCCGCCUCGGAGCCACUGAGCCAGCAGUACUACCCUGACGGACAUGGCGAUUACGCCUACCAGCAGUCCUACACGGAGCAGACCUACGACCGGUCGUUCGAGGAGUCCACGCAGCACUACUAUGAGGGCGGAAACUCCCAGUACAGCCAGCAGCAGGCGGGGUACCAGCAGGGCACGGCCCCUCAGCAGGCGGGGUACCAGCAGCAGUACCCCAACCAGCAGGGCUACCCAGGCCAGCAGCAAGGCUACGGGCCAGCCCAGGGAGCCCCCUCGCAGUACUCCAGCUACCAGCAAGGACAAGGACAACAGUACGGAAGCUACAGAGCAUCUCAGACGGGCCCGUCCGCGCAGCAGCAGCGGCCUUACGGCUACGAGCAGGGCCAAUAUGGAAAUUACCAGCAGUAAGGGACAAGCAUCUUGGUGGAACCUUGAAGUGGCAUGUCUGUUCAGGAGGGAUGGGCCAGUGGCCGUUCUGAUGAAACUGACAUGUUGGCUGCCCUUCACCCCACACAACGUCGCAUGUGAAGUGUGCACAUCUCAAGCUGGGUGAUGCCAAGUGUGCCCCGAGGCACGAGACUGCGCUGAUGGUGUGACACCUCUGGUGCUGUGUAUAGUAUUGUAUGUCCAUACAAUGGAUGGAGAGGUUGUCCCCUCUUUUGUCCCCCCUCAAUGUUUCUAGCUAGUUGUAGGGGUCUUCUUGUCAUCAGACUAUUCCGUGAUGGGACGCCUGCAAGAUGCCAUAGUCCGAGAACUCAUAAACAGGCCUUAGGUCUGACUCCCCUCACGCAGUUGUAAUGUGUGCUGUGAACUUGUCUUUCACUGGCUACCCCACAGCUGGACACCCUCUCAUAGCCCUGGAUGGCAGCCUCUUCCUAUGCCUCGAUGGGGGCGGGUGGCAUCGUCUGUGUUUUGGGUCAGUUUCUGUUACACUGUGGAAAAGAUAAAUAUGCUUCACGUGGAGAGGCUGUGAAUGGUCGUUUCCAGAACUCACUUGUUACCUGUGUCACUUGCCAAUUCCGUUUAUCCAAAAAGUUAUGUUUUUAUUAUAGAAAGUAAAGAGGGAUCAAUGACUGUGUUCCAAAUAUGAAUUCAUGAUUGCAACGUGAGAUUAGCCUAACCAGGGAGAGUGGUGGUACUGAAGGGAAGACCAGAAAGUUCUCUGAUAUUACUUCAGCUUUCGCCCUUGUUCAUCCUGACGCUCAUUUCUGGGAUUUGAAUAUUUAAUAUACCCAAUUCUAAAUUUAUAAUUUAAAGUAUUGAUACCCAAUUUUCCAAACAGUUGGCAAGUUGUUUAUCUUACAUUAUUUCUUCCAGAACCUGCUUGUUUAAAUCUCCAAAUAAGCGUUCCUUUUCUUUUAGGGAGAUUUGAAAUUCACAUCUCAUUUUUAAAAAGAAUCCCUCUUAACUUUACUGUGUUCUCCUAGUGAAAAGGAAAGGUUUUACAUAGAGAAAUUUGAGUAAUUUUUACAUUCCUGGGACAUUAAAUCCCAUUUAAAUUCUGUGCAAAAAUUAAAGACAGCUCACUUGGGAAAGUCUGGUCAGAGGAAAAAUCCUACUAAGUAAUACCGACAUUUUAUUAACCUUUACUUGGAUAAUAAUAUCCAUAUUUACUGUGAAUCCUUUAUAGAUGUCUUUGGAUAAAUGCUGACAUAUUUCCAAGAACAACCCAGAAAAAGCAAAUACAAAAAUAUCAAAUUCUUGACAUAUCAGGUCUACUGGGAUAGAAGCGUUUAUUUUGUAGACAUAUGGGUUUUAAAAACCCUUUACACUGUUAAGGGCUUAAAAAUACAUAUCUAUAUUAAAUUACUGAAAUGGGAGUUCUUUUUUGCUAGUGACACAGACGUUAGCAGUGUCAUCUCCCUUGAUUUUGUUCCGUUCUUUCCCAACAAUUUUCUUAGAACUAAUUUGCAAACUCAAUCAGGGACUAAAAUUUCCCACAGAAAAUGUUAAACAUUGUAGAUAACUGUGAGCAUAGUUUAUUUUUAUUCCUUGCCAUUCUGGGAAUAUGCCUUUUAUGUGGUUUUUUUUUUUAAGUGCUGUAUUAAUACUUUUUGAAAGAAAAAGACACUUGAAAGUUAUCCCGAAACUUCAAUCUGAAAUGUCUUACAUUAAGAAUUUCUUGAAUGUUGUGUAUAUAUUUUAAAAAGCACUUUGUGAAAUAGUUUAUACAUUUAUUUCCUAAUUUAUACAUGAUUUUUGGUGUUAAUAUAUUUAAUGAUUAAUAACAGAAUGUUUAUUUAAUGUGUUGUCCGUUUUUAUGUACUAUUGUGGGGGAGAAGUGAUGCCAGCAAUUUUUUCAUUAGCUGUAUCUUCUGUAAUAUGAAUGUUUGCAAAAGCUUAGGCUAAAAUGAAUUGUUUGUGCAGUGUGGUGGUGGAUGGUGCUUUGUUUUUUGAUGACUACUUCUACAGAAGGCCAGUGGAGGAAGACUUGGAAAUUGAUGCUCUUUCUUCCUAUUGUCCUCGACACGCAGCAGGUCGUGAAUUUGAAAAAUGCCGACAAUUUUCAGAAGUGCUGAUGAAUUCAUACUGGUAUGCAAAAGUUCAUCACCCUUUGAGGUUUGUUGUUGAACCAAGGGUGUCUUUGGACGUAACUGUUAACAAGUACGUACUUAGAACUCGUCGUGAGAAUCGCAUUAAGGGGGACUCACGGUCUCCGGACUUCCUGGGAGCCUUAAAAUGCUCAUGUAGUUGGAGACUAAGUGAGCCUCUGAUUUUUGUCAGAAUUUUUAUAAUACAGGUGUGAAUAUUGGGCAUCCAUUCAAAAUUGUACAAAGGGGCAGACCAUCUCCAUUUACAGUGUUUUAGUCAUUUCAUUUCUAUUUAUUGAACAGGUCAAAUUCAUCCUAUUUGUGAGCACAGAUUUUUUUGAAAACCAUCUUUAUUGGGUUUUUUUCAAUCGGAGUUUGGCAUAUAAAUUGUUUAUGCUUUUAGUGUAAUUAAUAAACUGGUUCUUCAAAAAUCA
Messenger RNA from Hipposideros armiger (great roundleaf bat), 3841 nucleotides. It is a transcript of the gene SS18L1, whose product is annotated as SS18L1 subunit of BAF chromatin remodeling complex. Bases 76 to 1284 code for a protein of 402 amino acids. Gene Ontology annotation, molecular function: transcription coactivator activity. Gene Ontology annotation, biological process: positive regulation of transcription by RNA polymerase II; positive regulation of dendrite morphogenesis. The transcript is spliced from 11 exons. The record is from RefSeq and is a predicted model, not a curated record. Gene Ontology annotation, cellular component: nucleus. NCBI's taxonomy places the organism in Eukaryota, Metazoa, Chordata, Mammalia, Chiroptera, Hipposideridae.